GCCAUGGGCCCAGGGGCUCUGCUGGUCCUGCUGGUGGCCACAGCUUGGCUUGGUCAAGGGGUCCCGGUGUUAGAGCCCAGCAGCCCUGAGCUGGUUGUGGAGCCGGGUGCAACGGUGACCCUGAGAUGUGUGGGCAAUGGCAGUAUGGAAUGGGAUGGUCCCACCUCCCCCAACUGGACCCUGGACUCUGAUGCCACCAGCAGCAUCCUGACCAUGAACAACGCCACCUUCCAAAACACGGGAACUUAUCGCUGCACUGAGCCUGGAGACCCCAAGGGGGCAAGUGCCACCAUCCACCUCUAUGUCAAAGACCCUGUCCGGCCCUGGAAUGUGCUAGCAAAGGAGGUGACGGUAUUCGAGGGUCAGGAUGCACUGCUGCCCUGCCUGCUCACCGACCCAGCACUGGAGGCGGGUGUCUCGCUGGUGCGCGAGCGCAGACGGCCUGUCAGGCGCCAAACCAACUACUCCUUCUCGCCCUUGCGUGGCUUCACCAUACACAAGGCCCAGUUCAUUGAGAGCGGGGACUACCAAUGCAGCGCCCUGGUGGGUGGCAGGAUGGUGACAUCCAUCAGCAUCCGGCUCAAAGUGCAAAAAGUCCUCCCAGGGCCCCCAGACUUGACACUGGAGCCUGCAGAGCUGGUACGGAUUCGAGGGGAAUCUGCCCGGAUUGUGUGCUCAGCCAGCAAUGUUGAUGUCAACUUUAAUGUCUUCCUUCAACGUGGAGACACCAAGCUCACAAUCCCUCAGCAAUCCGACUUCUGUGAUAACCGCUACCAAAAAGUCCUGACCCUCGACCUCGAUCAUGUAGGCUUCCAAGAUGCCGGCAACUACUCCUGUGUGGCCACCAAUGCCCGGGGCGCCCACUCCACCUCCAUGGUCUUCCGGGUGGUAGAGAGUGCCUAUUUGAACUUGACCUCUGAGCAGAACCUCCUCCAGGAGGUGACCGUGGGUGAGAAGCUCAACCUCAAAGUCAAGGUGGAGGCCUACCCAGGCCUGCAAGCUUUUAACUGGACCUACCUGGGACCCUUCUCUGACCACCAGCCCAUCCUUGAUUUUGUCACCAUCAAAGAAACAUACAGGUAUACCUCUACCCUCUCCCUGCCUCGCCUGAAGCCCUCUGAGGCUGGCCACUACUCCUUCCUGGCCAGAAACACCAGAGGCUGGAGUGCUCUGACCUUUGAGCUCACCCUUCGAUACCCUCCAGAGGUAAGCGUCACGUGGACCCUCAUCAAUGGCUCUGUUGCCCUCUUAUGUGAUGCCACUGGGUACCCCCGGCCCAACGUGACAUGGCUGCAGUGCAGGGGCCACACUGAUAGAUGUGAUGAGGCCCAAGUGCUGCAGGUCUGGGAGGACUCUCACCUCGAGGUCCUGAGCCAGGAGCCCUUCCACAAGGUGACGGUCCAGAGCCUGCUGACCAUUGGGACCUUACAGCAGAACACCACCUACGAGUGCAGGGCCCACAACAGCGUGGGGAACAGCUCCCACUCCAUCAAGCCCACCUCUGUAGGAAGCUACACUCAGCUCCCUGACGAGUCCCUGUUCACACCGGUGGUGGUUGCUUGCAUGUCCGUCAUGGCCUUGCUGCUGCUGCUUCUCCUGUUGCUUUUGUACAAGUACAAGCAGAAGCCCAAGUACCAGGUACGCUGGAAGAUCAUCGAGAGCUAUGAGGGCAACAGUUACACCUUCAUCGACCCCACCCAGCUGCCCUACAAUGAGAAGUGGGAGUUCCCCCGCACCAACCUGCAGUUUGGUAAGACCCUUGGAGCCGGUGCCUUUGGGAAGGUGGUAGAGGCCACAGCCUUUGGUCUGGGCAAGGAAGACGCUGUCCUGAAGGUGGCUGUGAAAAUGCUGAAGUCCACGGCUCACGCUGAUGAGAAGGAGGCCCUCAUGUCAGAACUGAAGAUCAUGAGUCACCUGGGCCAACAUGAGAACAUAGUCAACCUUCUGGGAGCCUGCACCCAUGGAGGCCCUGUCCUAGUCAUCACUGAGUACUGCUGCUAUGGUGACCUGCUCAACUUUCUGCGAAGGAAGGCUGAGGCCAUGCUGGGAUCCAGCCUGAGUCCGGGCCAGGACCCCGAGGGGGGCACUGGAUACAAGAACAUCAACCUGGAGAAGAAAUAUGUCCGCAGGGACAGUGGCUUCUCCAGCCAGGGUAUGGACACCUAUGUGGAGAUGAGGCCUGUUUCCACUUCUUCAAACGACUCCUCUGAGCAAGACCUGGACAAGGAGGAUGGACGGCCAUUGGAGCUCCGGGACCUGCUCCAUUUCUCCAGCCAAGUGGCCCAGGGCAUGGCCUUCCUUGCUUCCAAGAAUUGCAUCCACCGGGAUGUGGCAGCCCGAAACGUACUGUUGACCAGUGGGCAUGUGGCCAAGAUUGGGGACUUUGGGCUGGCUAGGGACAUCAUGAAUGACUCCAACUACAUCGUUAAAGGCAACGCCCGCCUGCCUGUGAAGUGGAUGGCCCCAGAGAGCAUCUUUGACUGCAUCUACACGGUUCAGAGCGACGUCUGGUCCUACGGCAUCCUCCUCUGGGAGAUCUUCUCCCUUGGGCUGAACCCCUACCCUGGCAUCCUGGUGAAUAGCAAGUUCUAUAAACUGGUGAAGGAUGGAUACCAAAUGGCCCAGCCUGCGUUUGCCCCAAAGAUCAUAUACAGCAUCAUGCAGGCCUGCUGGGCCCUGGAGCCUACCAGCAGACCCACCUUCCAACAGAUCUGCUCCCUCCUUCAGGAGCAGGCCCACGUGGACAGGAGAGAGCAGGACUAUGCCAAUCUGGUAAGCAGCAGUAGCAGUGGUGGCGGUGGCAGCAGCAGUGAGCCAGAGGAGGACAGCUCUAGUGAGCACCUGGCCUGCUGUGAGCAAGGGGAUAUCGCCCAGCCCUUGUUGCAGCCCAACAACUACCAGUUCUGCUGAGGCAGUGACGAAACAGGGAGCUUCAACUCCUCCAUGAAGGGGUGACAUGGGGAGAAUAUACAAACUCUGCCCUGGGUCAUUUCACUGAACAGCUCGGCUCAGCUCUGAAAUUUGGGAAUGUGAGGGUCCAGGGGAGGUCAGAGAGGACCCCAUUCCCACAGCCUGGGCCAUCACUGCCAGUCAGGGGCUGGGGGCUAAGCCCCCACCCUUUCCCUCCAACUGCUCUCAUGGUGUUGGCCUCAUGUUCACUAUGCCAACUAGUAAACCGCAGCUUACUCUCUUAAUCUUGUUCCCAUGUCCAAAACCUUCCC
Molecule: messenger RNA, 3221 nt
Organism: Cynocephalus volans (Philippine flying lemur)
Lineage: Eukaryota; Metazoa; Chordata; Mammalia; Dermoptera; Cynocephalidae
Gene: CSF1R
Product: colony stimulating factor 1 receptor
Exons: 21
Coding region: 4-2910 (968 amino acids)
Biological process (GO): multicellular organism development; cytokine-mediated signaling pathway; cell surface receptor protein tyrosine kinase signaling pathway
Cellular component (GO): CSF1-CSF1R complex; plasma membrane; signaling receptor complex
Molecular function (GO): macrophage colony-stimulating factor receptor activity; cytokine binding; growth factor binding
Source: RefSeq, a predicted model, not a curated record